AUGUCAACAGUUGCAAAUGAUGUUAUUAUUGUAACAUCAAGUUUAACUCGUGAUAUGACUGGAAAAGAAGAUUCUCAUCGUGGACCAGCUAUACGAGCUUUAUGUAAAAUUAUUGAUGCAUCAAUGAUGCAAAGUGUUAAACGAUAUAUGAAACAAGCAAUUGUUGAUAAAUUACCAUCAGUUGCAUCAGCUGCAUUAACAUCAUCAGUUCAUUUAAUGCGUCAAGGUCCUGCAGUAGUUAAACGAUGGGUUAAUGAAGUUCAAGAAGCUGUUAAUAAUGAUAAUAUAAUGGUACAAUAUCAUGCACUUGGUCUUUUAUAUCAAAUACGUCGAACAAAUAAACAUGCUAUUAGAAAAUUAAUUGUCAAAUUUUCUAAAGCUGGUCUUCGAAGUCCAUAUGCAUAUUGUUUUCUGAUUCGUAUUGCAGCUAAUCUUAUAAAUGAAGAAGGCGAAGGAACGGAUAGUCCAAUGUAUGAUUUUAUUGAUUCAUGUUUACGUCAUAAAAAUGAAAUGGUUAUUUAUGAAGCUGCAUCAACAAUUGUAUCACUUAAAUGUGUUACACCAAACGAACUUAGUUCAGCUGUUAAUGUUCUUCAAUUAUUUAUUUCAUCACCUAAACCUGUUUUACGUUAUGCAGCUGUUCGAACACUUAAUAAAGUUGCUAUUCAAUAUCCAGCAGCUGUAACAGCUUGUAAUGUUGAUCUUGAAACAUUAAUUACUGAUUCAAAUCGAUCAAUUGCAACAUUAGCUAUAACAACUCUUCUUAAACCAGGUGUUGAUCGAUUAAUGAAACAAAUCUCAUCAUUUUCAUCUGAAAUAUCAGAUCAAUUUAAAACAGUUGUUGUUGAUGCAAUUAAAUCAUUAUGUCAAAAAUUUCCACGUAAACAUACUGUAUUAAUGACAUUUCUUUCAAAUAUGUUACGUGAAGAAGGUGGUUAUGAAUAUAAAAAGGCAAUUGUUAAUACAAUUAUUUCAAUUGUUGAAGAAAAUCCUGAAGCAAAAGAAGCAGAAGAAGAACUAAAAGCUGAAAAACCAAUUCAUGAAUUACAAGACGGUGAACCAUUUCGUUCACGUGGUUUAGUUCUUGAAGGUUUUCCAUCAACAGAAGAUAAAACUGUUAAUAUGAUUGAUAAUCAAUUAUUACCUAAUCUUGUUAUACAACUUGAUGUCGAAAGUAAAGAUAUAUUACCAAAACGUAUGGAACAAUAG
Rotaria sp. Silwood2 is the source of this 1209-nucleotide messenger RNA. NCBI's taxonomy places the organism in Eukaryota, Metazoa, Rotifera, Eurotatoria, Philodinida, Philodinidae. The record is from the annotation of a GenBank genome assembly.